UUGGUUAUUGCGAUCUUCAACAUUGUGUAAUGUGACACUUUUGCGUAUCGUCACCAUCGGCGAUUCCUCUGUUCCUAAAUUUAUAAGUAGGGAGGAUUACAUCUGCACGUUGUUGGACAUUAAGCAAUUCAGGGAUUCCAACUGGACGUUGAAUUUUUUUUUUGAACUCAAGAAACUUGACAAGGGUUUACGAUCGAUCCUACCUUUGGAAAAAGAGAAAAAUUAAACAUGAAGCUAACUAACGCGGAACAUGCUGUGAUUUUUAUAAUAUAUACAUAUAUAUAUAUAUAUGACUUAACUAGCUUUUUAUUCUUAGUUAAGUUUAUCUAUUGUUGAAGCGUAACACAUUACAAAGUAAAAAUUUAUGCAUUUUUAUAUAAUCACAUAUCUUAGUAAUCUUAAUACUAGUAAAUUAAACGAAAAUGAUAAUGAAUUUUGUGAUGAUGAUGGUGAUCAUAUAGAUGAUUAUGAUAAUGAGUGUGAUGCUGAAGGUGAUGAGGACGAUGAAGAUGAAAAUGUUGAUAAAGAUAAAGGUGAUAUCUCUAACGUUUUAAAAUUUAUUUCUAUCUUUUUGCUAAUAUCCACAAACUACUUUCUUUUUUACUUUUUUUGUAACAAAAUAAUAGUAUAACAUUACAUUUAAUUAUAAUGUAGCAUGUGUAAUAUGAAGAUAUACCCAUUCAGGGCUUGCGGGAGUCAUCCAGGGGUCUGUUUUUGAGGCCCUGUGAAACUCUUAGGCCCAUGCCAAACGACCUUCCUAGCCCACCGUCUUCAAGGGCCUGUACAAUUAUAUUAAUAGACUAAAAUUUAUUACUUAUAUAAUAUAAGUUAUAAUUAUUAAAACGUCUUUAUAUGCGCUAAAAUUUCUUUGACAGCGGGCUAUUAUACUAAGCCACCAAGUUUUUUUCAUUGGUUUUUCUCGGUAGUUUGAAACACUUUUCUAGUUGUAAUAUUUAAACAUAGUUUGUAUCGUUUGUACCUUUUUCAUUUAAUAGACUUAAUAUUUGAUUGGAAUUUAAAAUUUAAUGCACACGCGGACGUGCAUACAUACUUGCACACAUACGGGGUCUUUUCAGGAAUUACAAAUUAUUUGUGAAUUAUUUUUAUUCUGAAAACUAUACAUACACACACGCAUAUAUAUAUAUAUAUAUAUAUAUAUAUAUAUAUAUAUAAUAAAUAUAAAUUUUUCCGACGCGUGUGUUGGUAUAGAUAGUUCUCAUACAUUUACAUACAUCAAAUUAAUCCGAUUGUUAAUUUUAUAUUAAUUUCAGUUGCAUGCACUGCGUUUUAAACCGAAAAUUUAUUUAAUUGAUUGGUUGAAUUUUAUUAAAAGUUUACUAAAUUAACCUUUAAA
Helobdella robusta is the source of this 1354-nucleotide messenger RNA. RefSeq lists its product as hypothetical. The coding region runs from base 365 to 631 and encodes 88 amino acids. The record is from RefSeq and is a predicted model, not a curated record. The transcript has 2 exons. Lineage: Eukaryota; Metazoa; Annelida; Clitellata; Rhynchobdellida; Glossiphoniidae.